AAACUUAACUAACAAUAUUUUUGGCACACCGAUACGCUGUUGACACCGAUUCAAUCUUAGUUCCUACUUCCUUCUGUACACCUCUCCGGUCAGACCUCUUAUUGUAUUAAGAACAUAAUAAAAGAAUAACGAGGCUGAAUGGAGCCGAUAAACGACCGUAAAAAAGAGUAUUAUGUAGUCUAGGAUCCAGAGACUCCACUCGAACUCUGUGCAUCUUGUUUUUCGGACACCGUUUAGUGUUACACACUGAAUCCAUUCGGUCCAAUCAGGACGCGAUACGUCAUUACGUACGUAAUGCCGACUCUGAUGGCUGCCUCCAUGCGGACAGUGGAGCUGUGAAGAUACUAAGGAUAUGUGGUCGUUUUGUGUGUAUUGUCAUGUAAAAAUGCGGAAUUUUCUACACCUCGGUUCUUCGUUCUCCCGCCUCCAUGUCCGUUCAUGUCACCAGAGUGUUUACAGACGGAACACUCACCCCCGGGGGGCGGCAGUGGAGCUGGGGGAGACAAAACUUCAAAUUUCUUCAGGCAAACUUGCCAGAUUCGCAGAUGGAUCUGCUGUGGUGCAGCUCGGAGACACCUCAGUGAUGGCGACGGCCGUCAGCAGAACCAAACCUUCUCCGUCUCAGUUCAUGCCUUUGGUGGUGGACUACAGGCAGAAAGCAGCAGCAGCAGGUCGAAUCCCCACCAACUACCUGAGGCGAGAGCUGGGAACUACAGACCGUGAGAUCCUGACCAGCAGACUGAUAGACAGAUCAAUUCGACCACUUUUUCCUUCCGGUUACUUUUAUGACACUCAGAUCGCUUGUAACCUCCUGGCUGUCGAUGGCGUGAAUGACCCUGAUGUUCUGGCGAUUAACGCAGCCUCUGCUGCUCUGUCUCUGUCCGACAUCCCCUGGAAUGGACCCAUAGGUGCCGUUCGCGUGGGUUUCCUGGACGGACAGCCACUCAUCAAUCCCACCAGAGCAGAGAUGAGUUCCAGUUCUCUGAACCUCAUCGUGGCUGGAGCUCCGAGCAGCCAAGUGGUGAUGAUUGAAGCCUCAGCUGAGAACAUGCUUUAGUAGGAUUCCUGCCAUGCAGUGAAGGUGGGCGUCAAACACACACAGAAGAUCAUCCAAACCAUCCAGCAGCUGGCUCGAGAACAGAAGGUGACCAAACGCACCCCAGUCAAGAUCUUCACGGCGCCCCCUGCCAUGGUGGAGCAGGUCCGACAACUGGCAUCACAGAGAGUCUACGCUGUCCUCACAGACCACACACACGACAAGAUCACCAGAGAUGAAGCCAUCAAUGAAGUUCGACUGGAAACAGAAGAGGUUUUAAAAGAAAAGUUUCCUCAGGCUGAGCCUUUUGAAGUCAUGGAGUCCUUCAACGUCGUGGUCAAAGACAUCUUCCGCAGCUUGGUGUUAAAUGAGUACAGGAGGUGUGACGGGAGGGAACUGACUGCCGUGAGGAACAUUUCCUGUGACGUGGACCUCUUUCAGCCGCUCCAUGGCUCCGCGCUGUUCCAGAGAGGACAGACACAGGUUCUGUGCAGUGUCACCUUUGAUUCCCUGGAGUCCAGUGUCAAAGCAGACAUCAUCACCACAGCUCUGAGCGGUGUCAAAGACAAAAACUUCAUGCUUCAUUAUGAAUUUCCGCCGUACGCAACCAAUGAAAUUGGAAGGAUGGGAGGCAUGAACAGGAGGGAGCUGGGCCACGGGGCGCUGGCUGAAAAAGCUCUGAGGCCAGUCAUUCCCACAGACUUUCCUUUCACGAUCAGAGUCACUGCCGAGGUGUUGGAGUCAAACGGCUCCUCCUCCAUGGCUUCAGCCUGCGGAGGCAGCCUGGCGCUGAUGGAUGCAGGUGUUCCCAUCUCCUCUCCUGUGGCUGGAGUUGCCAUCGGCCUCAUCUCCAAGACCAGUGAAGACAAACCCACAGAGAUCCAGGAUUAUAGAAUACUAACAGAUAUUCUGGGAAUUGAGGACUACCUCGGAGACAUGGACUUUAAACUGGCAGGAACAGCCAAGGGCAUCACUGCUCUACAGGCUGACGUGAAGAUCCCAGGUCUGCCUCUGAAGGUGGUGAUGGAGGCCAUUAGUGAGGCCUCAGUGGCUAAAAAAGAGAUUCUGGGCAUCAUGAACAGUUGUAUCGCACAACCACGAAAAAGUCGGAAGGAGAACGGACCUGUCGUUGAAAACGUGCGUGUGCCUGUGUCCAAGCGAGCUCGGUUCGUUGGUCCUGGAGGGUACAACCUUCGCAGGUUACAGGCUAAAACAGGUGUGACAAUAAGUCAGGUGGACGAGGAGACGUUCUCCGUGUUCGCUCCGUCACCAGGAGCCAUGCACGAAGCUCAAGAGUUCAUCAGUGACAUCUGUAAAGAUGACCAAGAACAGCAGCUGGAGUUUGGUGCAGUUUACACAGCAACUAUCACUGAAAUGAGGGACAGCGGAGUGAUGGUGAAACUUUACCCCAACAUGAGUGCAGUCCUGCUCCAUAACUCACAGCUGGACCACAAACGGAUCAAACACCCCAGCGCUCUGGGUUUGGAGGUGGGACAGCAGAUACAGGUCAAAUACUUUGGACGGGACCCGACGGAUGGCAGGAUGAGACUUUCACGAAAGGUUCUCAGUUCUCCUGCUGCCACUCUGGUCAAGACCAUCAGUGAGAAACAGAGCAUCUCCAUGGGUUCGAGCAGCGGCGACAUGUGACAUCACAGCGGUGACAUGUGACAUCACAGCAGACUGCUUCCUCUAUGACUCCUAACUCCUGUAUCGAUGACAGACUUGUACCAGACAGACGUACAUAGAACUGAAACACAUCACACGCAGCCUCCUCUCUAUAUUGUUUAUCAUGUGAGUGUGUACGACAGGACGUCUUUGAUAACGUCCACAGAUUUUACCAGAUCCAGACAAACCGUGAACAUGUUUUUUCAAACUCUAAUGAUCAUGUCUGGCCCACGUGGGCUCCUCAGUUUGGGAUCAU
Cynoglossus semilaevis (tongue sole) is the source of this 2957-nucleotide messenger RNA. RefSeq names its product polyribonucleotide nucleotidyltransferase 1 (gene pnpt1). Lineage: Eukaryota; Metazoa; Chordata; Actinopteri; Pleuronectiformes; Cynoglossidae. Gene Ontology annotation, cellular component: mitochondrion; cytosol. The transcript has 28 exons. Gene Ontology annotation, molecular function: polyribonucleotide nucleotidyltransferase activity; 3'-5'-RNA exonuclease activity; RNA binding. The record is from RefSeq and is a predicted model, not a curated record. Gene Ontology annotation, biological process: mitochondrial mRNA catabolic process; mitochondrial RNA 3'-end processing.